AUGGCAUCAAACGAUGAGAUAGAUCUGAAAGCUACGACAAACCUCGAUGAAGUCGAGCAAGGGUCUGGCGCUGGUGAAAAGGCGGUCGUCGGGGGCACUAGUCAGCUAUCUGGUACGAGACGACAUGUCCACAGCCUUGAGCGAUACAUCAAUCUUUCCUCCGUCGGAUUCUUCGGCGUCAUUGUUCUGGCUUCGUGGGAGUCUUUCGCCGUUACGUUCCAAUUCGCACUGGCAAAUGGGGGUCCAGCAUCAAUGUUCUACGGGUCUAUUCUGGCUGGCUUGGGAUGCUGUGCGGUCGGCUUUUCGUUGGCUGAACUGGCUUCGAUAGAUCCGACAGUCGGUGCACAGUACCGUUGGUCAGCGAACCUUGCACCAUCUGCUAACAGAUUCUGGGGCUUGCUUCAAGGAUGGAUCACUACUGCAGCAUGGUGCUUUGCCUGCGCCGGACCGCCAUCCAUUCUAGCAAACAUGAUCACUUCUCUCGCUAUUUUCAACAACAAGACAUACGAGCCACAGCGCUGGCAUACCAGCCUGAUUAUGAUCGCGACAAUGGUCCUCGCUUUCGUAUUCAACCUACGGUUCCGGAACCUACUAGAUGCCUUCGAAAUCACCGGAGGCGUGCUUCAUUUCGUUCUCUUCGUCGUCAUCAUUGCGGUAAUCGCUGCGCUGAAUCCACGUAGCAGUUCCGACUUUGUCUUCAAGACGCUCACUAGCGACGUCUCUGGGUGGAGCAAUCCUGGCGUGUCUUGGGGGCUUGGACUGCUGACGGUUACGUUUUCCGUGUCCGGAUAUGAUAGUGUUUUGCACAUGAGCGAUGAAGUAAAGAAAGUCCGCACCCGCGUCCCGCAAAGCAUCAUCAUCGCCUGUACCGUAAACGCUAUCAUGCUCUUCGUCUUUGUUCUAGUCUUGCUCUUCUACCUUGGUCCACUAGACGACACCGUCAUAAGCGCGCCUCUCCCCCUCAUCUACGUUCUCUACGGUGCCACCGGAUCGAAGGCAGCCACCAACACCCUCAUCGCGCUCAUAUCCUUCAUAAUCUUCUUUGCGCUCUUCAACGUCUUCGCCUCGGUUUCUCGGCUGGUUUGGGUCUUCGCGAAGGACAAUGGACUGCCAUUCUCCGACAUCCUCGCCUACGUCCAUCCCACGCUCAAACUACCAGUUAACGCUCUCCUCCUCCUCUGCGCGGUCGUUACCGCAUUAUCGCUUAUCUACAUCGCUUCCGCCACCGCCUUCAACGCACUCAUCUCGCUGCAAGCCCUCGCUCUGCACGUCUCAUACUUCUUCCCCAUUAUGUUCAUGCUCCUCCGGAAACUGCGCGGCCCGCCCCCGCCUUACGGCCCGUUCAAGCUCGGCCCUUUCGGCAUCCCACUCAACGUAUUUGCGCUCUGCUAUCUGGUAUAUGUGGUCCUCUGGAUGCCCUUUCCGCAGAUAUUGCCUGUUACGAAAGAUAAUAUGAACUAUGCUGGGCCGAUCUUCGGAGCUGUAGUGGUUGGAGCACUAGGAGACUGGUUCAUUUCUGGAAGGAAGAGGUUUCAAAUGCCUGUUACGCGGUACGAAUAGAUGUACAGAGCUAUGGGGAAUUAGAGAGUAUGGCGAUCCGUGGGUGGUGUUUGUGCUUUGGGACGCCACGCAAGAGGUAGACGCUAAAUCCUGUAUUGAUUGAUGAAAGGUUACCGCUUCAAUCUCGAGAUGCACACCCUAAAAGGAGGUCGCGACAUCGAGUUCUC
Molecule: messenger RNA, 1727 nt
Organism: Trematosphaeria pertusa
Lineage: Eukaryota; Fungi; Ascomycota; Dothideomycetes; Pleosporales; Trematosphaeriaceae
Product: amino acid transporter
Exons: 6
Coding region: 1-1560 (519 amino acids)
Biological process (GO): transmembrane transport
Cellular component (GO): membrane
Molecular function (GO): transmembrane transporter activity
Source: RefSeq, a predicted model, not a curated record